GAUGAUUGCGCAUCUCUGACCUGACAUUCUCACAUUCGUAGAGACACACAUAUACGCAUCAAGUUUGAUCAUGUCUGAACAAAUCGAAGAGAUAGCGCCUGACAAAGCUCCUGCUCCAAAAACAACCAAAACCAAGAAGGCACCGGCGAAUGAGGGCAAACCUGUCGUAACUGCCUCUCCAGCUAAAAAGAAGAAAAAGAAGAGCAAGGGGCCCGGCAAGUACAGCCAGCUUGUCACUGAUGCGAUCCGAACCUUGGGUGAGAAAAACGGCUCGUCGCUUUUCAAGAUAUACAAUGAAGCGAAGAAAGUGAGCUGGUUUGAUCAGCAGAAUGGUCGCAUGUAUCUGCGCUAUUCUAUCCGCGCGCUCCUGCUGAACGACACGCUCGUGCAGGUGAAAGGACUUGGAGCCAACGGCUCAUUCAAGCUCAAUAAAAAGAAAUUUGAGAAAAAGGCAAAGAAAAAUACCACCAAGUCGACCAAAACAGUUAAGUCUACCAAACCGGCGUCCAAAAAAGCUGUGGCAAAGAAAGUGAGUGCAAAGAAGGGCGCCAAAAAAAGCCCGGUUAAAAAGACUUCCACGACCACGAAGAAACCGAGUGUUAAGAAGACGACAAUCAAACAGAAGAAAACCGCUCCCAAAAAGCCAAAAAUCACGGCAAAGAAAGCGUCCAAGGCAAAGAAAUCAAAAUAGACUUUCUGGUUGAAACGACAACUGAAUUGUUCUGAAUAUUAUGAUGUUUUCGACAAUAGUACUGAGACGUAUGGGGAAGCUUCGUUUUGUUUUUGUGUGAUGAUGAUGAUGAAUUCGGACUUUAUUCCUUAAAAUAGCUUGCUGUAUGUUGACUUGGGACUAUUUCCAUUUGUUUUUUAAAGUUCUUCUAGCUCUAAAGAAACAGCUUCGCAGUGACACGCCCACUUCAGUUUCUGCUCUGCAAACGUCACGCUUUUCGGAAUGGCAGCGACACUGCUGUUUUGAUUUUGAAUCAUUUCUACUGGCUUUGAAUUUGUCUGUUAGAAGAAAAAGGUGGGGACACUUUGUAAAUGUAAUGUAUUAGAAUGUUUUAUACGUCUGUUAUACUGUUUCAUAUGCACUGUAUCCCUGAACUUGUCUGCAAAAGCAAUCUGUAUGUAAAAUAAAAACUCUCUUUUUAUAUAUAAACGA
Molecule: messenger RNA, 1162 nt
Organism: Xyrauchen texanus (razorback sucker)
Lineage: Eukaryota; Metazoa; Chordata; Actinopteri; Cypriniformes; Catostomidae
Gene: h1-10
Product: histone H1.10
Exons: 1
Coding region: 71-691 (206 amino acids)
Biological process (GO): nucleosome assembly
Cellular component (GO): nucleosome
Molecular function (GO): structural constituent of chromatin; DNA binding
Source: RefSeq, a predicted model, not a curated record